Molecule: messenger RNA, 2663 nt
Organism: Nicotiana tabacum (common tobacco)
Lineage: Eukaryota; Viridiplantae; Streptophyta; Magnoliopsida; Solanales; Solanaceae
Source: RefSeq, a predicted model, not a curated record
UCCUUUUCCUGCAACUUUUGCUAUUCUCGUGCUUUUCUCUUGCAGCUAACACAAAUAGCACGAACCAGAAUUUUUCCCUAGGAGAUAGGCUUGAUGCAGAGAAAUCCAUAACUAUUGGCGUAACCAUGGUCUCUUCAGGUGGAAUCUUUGAGAUGGGCUUCUUUACGUUAGGUAAUCGUUCCAACUAUUAUAUUGGUAUAUGGUAUAAACAAAUAACUCCGCAAACCACAGUUUGGGUAGCAAAUAGGGAGACUCCUGUUUCUUUUACCGAAAUGGACACCGCACAGCUCAAAAUUAUACAAGGAAACUUGGUGCUUCUCAACGGGUCUGGACUCUCAGUUUGGUCGACAAAUAUUAUAAAUUACUCAAGCACGUCGACGAAAUCUGAAGUGGCGAUUCUUCGUGAUGAUGGGAAUUUAGUUUUGAACAACGGGUCCAAUUCAUUGUGGCAAAGUUUUGAUCAUCCGAGCGACACUUUUUUGUUUGGUUCUAAACUUGGAUACAAUAAAAGAACUAAAACAAAGCAAGGUCUCACUUCUUGGAAGAACUCUGAAGAUCCUAGUCCAGGGCUAUUUUCCUUUGAGAUGGAGCCUAUUGGUGAGCUCAUUCUUAGGUGGAAUAAAACUGUACAGUACUGGUCAACUGGACCUUGGAAUGGACACACCUGGGCCAACGCGCCACUAAAAUCAAAUCCUACGUACAACUUCUCAUACAUAAACAACACGGAUGAGGUCUAUUUUACAUAUUUUAUCUUUAAUCCUUCAGUCUUAACAAGAUUCAUAAUAGAUGUCACGGGGGAAAUUAAGACUCUUACAUGGUUGAAUAGUACCAAGCAGUGGAAUAUGUUUUUGACUUUACCAGAAAAACCAUGUGAUGUAUACGGUUAUUGUGGUGCAUAUGGUGCAUGUAGUGACAGCUCAAGUAGUACACCCUUGUGUGGUUGUUUGCCUGGUUUCACUCCUAAGUCAAUCAAAGAUUGGAAUUUAAACAAAUUCUCUGGUGGUUGUGUAAGGAAAACAAGUCUAAAGUCAUGUGGUAAUUCUAGUGCUUCUACGUAUACUUUGGAGGAGGACAAGUUCUGGAUGCACCCUCAUAUGAGAUUACCUGUUGAUAAUCACACUCAGAGUUUUGAGAGUGCAUUAGAAUGUGAAUCCAUUUGUUUAAAGAAUUGCUCUUGUACUGCUUAUGCUUAUGAUGACAACAAAUGCUUAACUUGGGAAGGAGACCUCUUCAACUUGCAACAACUCUCUCAAGAUGAUAUUAGUGGAAUGACUAUUUAUGUCAAACUAGCUGCUUCUGAGUUUUCAGUUCCCAAAGUAGUUGAAGACCAAACACACAAGUCAAGAAGGCUAAAAGUUGCUCUUCCUACUACAAUUGCCACUAGUCUUUUACUGUGCAGCUUCAUCUACCUAUUUUGUAGAACAAGGAGAGCGAGAACAAAAGAAAAUCUGCGACCAAGCUGGUUGAAUACUGAAGAGGGAGAAAACAACAUAAUAAAUGAAGAGGAUGAGAAAGGCAUUGAAGUUCCAUUCUUUAGUUUGGAAAGCAUUUUAGCAGCGACGAAUAACUUCUCAGAUGAAAAUAAGUUAGGACGCGGUGGUUUUGGUCCUGUUUAUAAGGGAAAACUUGAAGGAGGAAGAGAAAUCGCAGUUAAAAGGUUGUCAACUGAGUCGAGUCAAGGAAUAAAUGAAUUCAAGAAUGAAGUAGUAUUGAUUGCAAGACUUCAACAUCGAAAUCUUGUUAAACUUAUGGGUUACUGCAUUCAAGGAAAUGAAAAGAUCUUACUCUAUGAAUAUAUGCCAAACAAAAGUUUAGACACCUUCAUUUUUGAUGAAAGACAUCAUGUGUUAUUAGAUUGGAAGAAGCGACUUGAUAUCAUCUUUGGAAUUGCUCGAGGGCUUCUUUAUUUGCACCAUGAUUCAAGGUUGAGGAUCAUUCAUAGAGAUUUAAAAACAAGCAACAUAUUAUUGGAUAAAGAGUUGAAUCCUAAGAUUUCAGACUUUGGUUUAGCAAGGAUCGUCCAAGGGAAUGUUACAGAAGCAAAUACAAACAAAGUUGUGGGAACGUAUGGUUACAUGUCUCCGGAGUAUGCAUUAAAUGGAUUAUUCUCAAUCAAGUCAGAUGUUUUUAGUUUUGGAGUAGUUAUGCUUGAAAUAAUAUGUGGCAAGAGAAAUACAGGAUUUUAUCACAGGGAGGAAGCCUUAAACCUAUUAGGUUAUGCAUGGAGAUUAUGGAACGAAGAAAAUGCUAUGAGUUUAGUUGAUGCAUCAUUACUUGAAUCAUGCAAUGAGGAAGAUGCAUUAAAAUGCAUUAAUAUUGCGCUCUUGUGUGUCCAAGAAGAUGCUGGCAUUCGUCCAAGCAUGCCAGAUGUAACUAUAAUGCUUAGUAGUAAAAACACAUCUCUUCCAAAACCUAAUAAACCUGCUUUUACAGCAAGAACACGUGCUUGUAGCACAUCAACUUCGCCGUCUAGUAAACUAUACAUCAACUCCAACAAUGAGUUGACAGUUACCUUAGAGGAUGGCCGAUAGCCCGACAUUCAAAAUUGAUUGGGUUUAUCCUAAAUAUGAAUUGGCAGAAACUAGAAAGUAUACUCCAUAUUGUAACGGAUAAAUUUAUCGCAACUUUCCCUAAACUAAUCUAAUAGGUUUCUUUGUUUGUCU